Molecule: messenger RNA, 309 nt
Organism: Trypanosoma conorhini
Lineage: Eukaryota; Euglenozoa; Kinetoplastea; Trypanosomatida; Trypanosomatidae
Product: ubiquitin-related modifier
Exons: 1
Coding region: 1-309 (102 amino acids)
Biological process (GO): tRNA thio-modification; protein urmylation
Cellular component (GO): cytoplasm; nucleus
Molecular function (GO): protein tag activity
Source: RefSeq, a predicted model, not a curated record
AUGUCGUCUUAUCAGCGCAUAACCGUGCAGUUUGCCGGCGGCUGCGAAUUACUUUUUGAUAAACAGACGCAACUUCAGCUGGAAGGGGCCAUUCCGCACGGUACAACAAUCAACGGGCUGGUGCAGCUGCUGAAGGCAAACUACGUAAGCGAAAGGCCCGAUCUAUUUGUGGACCAAUCGGGAACGGCGCUGCGUCCAGGGAUUCUCGUACUUGUGAACUCGUGUGAUGCAGAGGUUGUGGGCGGAAUGGACUACGUUCUCAAUGAUGGCGACGUAGUCGAAUUUAUCUCGACGCUACAUGGUGGUUGA